AUGGCUCUAAUUUUAAAUGAUACCAAAAGCUUCACCCAUUUUACAGAAAUAAACAAAAAUGAGUAUUCCUACAAAUUCCUUGAAAAUAGUAAAUACAUAGAUCAUAUACCUAGAUAUGCUGUAUCAAGGAUAAUUAUUCAAUAAUUAAGUAAAGAAUGGCUAUGGAAAAGCAAUAUUUCCUAAUGGUAUAAUUUUAUCAUUCAUUUAGGGGAUAUAUUUGAAGGAAAUUGGAAUAAUAAUUAGAUGGAUGGUUAUGGAAAGUACAUAACCAUUGAUGACUAAAUUUAUGAAGGAUAUUGGGAAUAAAAUUAGUUGAUGACAACAGGGAUGUAAAUUAUUCUGCCAACAUUUGACUCAUAAAUGAUGACACAAAAGAUUGAACAAGAAAUAUAUAAAAAAUAUAAAGAAACAGAUACUAUCAUCUUUGAUAAUGGUACUAAUUUAAAAUACCAUUUAGGAUCUUCAUAUAGAGGUUAAUUAAUUGACAAUAUAUAAGAUGGUUGGGGAGUUUAAGUUGAUUAGUGUGGUAUGAAUUUAUAAAAUAUAACAAGGUCAAAAGUAUGAAGGGUAAUGGAAGAAAGGAAAAUAUAAUGGAUAUGGUAUUAAGUAUUUUAUUAAUGGGGAUGUGUAUAUUGGGCAUUGGAAAAAUGAUGAAGCAACAGGUUAUGGAGAGUAUUAAUAUUUUGAGGGGGCAAUUUAUAGGGGAUAUUGGCUACAUAAUUUCAAACAUUAUUUUGGGAUAGAAUAAUGGAAAGAGACAGCUAAUUAUAUUGGAGAAUUUUCAAAAGGAUUAAAAGAUGGUAAAGGAAUAUUGAAAUUUAAUGAUAAUUCAAUUUAUGAAGGAGAAUUUGUUAAUGAUGAAAUUUAAGGUUAUGGGGAAUAUCGUUGGUCUGAUGGUAGAACAUAUGUUGGAGGAUGGUAUAAAAAUAAAAUGUAAGGAAAUGGAAAAACUACUUGGCCUGAUGGAAGAAUUUAUGAAGGAUCUUAUGAUUAAGAUUUGAAAUAAGGGUUUGGUAUGUUUUGUUGGCAAGAUGGCAAGAAAUAUAUAGGAAAUUGGAUAUAAGGAAAAUAACAUGGAAUAGGAAUUAUGUAUACAUUAAAUGGAGACUAUAAAUUUGGAGAAUGGUUUGAAGGAAAGAGGAAAAGAUGGUUAGAUUAAUUAUAGGAUACAGAUAUAAUAGAAGCCUUUAAAUCUAAUCAUUAAUUGUAUAUUCUUGUUUAAUUUUAUAGAAUUUAUAGUGAAAAUAUUAAAUAGAUUUCAACGGAUAAAACAGAUGAAUCUCCUUUGAAAGCAUCUGAUAGUACUUUGUCUUUACCAAGAAUUAGUGAAAAAUAACUGAUUAGUAGAUAUAAUCUAACUUUUAUUUAAAAAAAUGGUUAAAUAUAUGUCGGUGAAACAUUUAGAGAAGAAAGAUCUGGAUAAGGAAAAUUAUUUUCUUUCGAUGGUUCUAUUUAUGAUGGUUAUUGGUAGAAUGACAAGAGACAUGGAUAUGGUAGAUAAGUCUAUGGAAAUGGUGAUAUUUAUGAAGGACAUUGGAUUUGUGAUAAGCAAAAUGGAAUAGGUAAAAUGACUUAUUCGGAUGGUAGUAUUUUAGAAGGAUUUUGGAAUGGUUAAACUUUGGAUGGUUAUGGAAAAUAAAUAUUGCCUCAUGGUUAAUAUUAUGAAGGAUAUUUUUUAAAUUGUUUAAGAAAUGGAGAAGGAAAAUUACUUUUUAAAGAUGGUUCAUAUUAUGAAGGAUAAUUUGAAUCAAAUGAAAUUAUUGGUAAAGGAACUUACACUUGGAGUGAUGGUUCUUAAUAUAUAGGAUAUAUGAGAAAUGGUUAAAAACAUGGAUAAGGCACAUUCAUUAAUAAUAAUGGAGAUCAUCAUAUUGGAUAGUAAAGAAUUAAAAUUAUAAACUCUUAGAUUUUAUAAGGAUACAUGUCAUGGAGAAGGAACCUAUAAAUUUAAUGAUGGUAAAAUCUAUGUUGGAUCAUGGUUUCAUGGUGUGAGACAUGGGAUAGGGAUAUUAAAGUUUCCUAAUGGAUAAAACUAGGAACUACAUUAUAUUUUUGGUGAAUUAAAAUAUUGA
Paramecium pentaurelia is the source of this 2072-nucleotide messenger RNA. Lineage: Eukaryota; Ciliophora; Oligohymenophorea; Peniculida; Parameciidae. The record is from the annotation of a GenBank genome assembly.